AUGCGCGAGUACGAGCUCGAGCAGACGUUCGACGUCCCGCUGGAGACGUUCCUCAGGGUCGUCUACGGCGACGACGGCUUCUUCCUGACGCGGUAUCACGCGGAGACGGGCGACGGCGACGACGCGCACGUCUCCGUGCCGCCGUGGCGACCCACUACUGCCAAGACGGCGUCGACGCCGCCCGCAGACGAUUCCGCCUUCGACGCGACCGAAUCGUCGCGCGACUCGUCGUCGACGCCGUCGACGCCGCCGCGAGGCGUCGGCGUCGUCGCCUCCGCCGAGCGCGUCGUGACCUUCGCGAAGCGAAUGACCGUCCCGGGCGUCAUCGAGCGCCUCCUCGGCGUGUCCUCCGUCGCGACGCUGCGAUUCGAGGAGACGCAGAGGUUCGAGUUCGACGCCGCCGCCGGCGUCGCGACGGUGUCCAGCGCGCCGACGCUGUUUUCGCCGCGCGCGCCCGGCGCGAUCGCGAACGCGGAGCUGUUCAAGACGGACGUCAUCGCGCGGUACUGGUCGAUACCGCCCGGGGACGGGGACGGGGACGGCGGGGACGGGGACGGGGACGGGGACGGGGACGGGGACGGCGGGGCGCGCGCGCGGACGGGGAUGCGCGCGACGAUUCGUUGCUCGGCGGCGGGCGCGUGGGCGCUGCGGCCGGUCGUCGAGAAGAUGCUGGAGCAUCGCGCCGCGGGGGCGUUCCGCGAGUGGGCGAAGCGAUGCGACGAGUUUUUGAGCGAGCAUCACGGGGUAACGGACGGGGAGAGGCCGUUACCGAGGAUGAAGGUUUUGGACGGCGCGCGUCUGGACGCGCACGCGGGGGGCGCGUCGCCGAGACGGAGAGGGCUGUCGUCGUCUGGAUCCGUGAAAGCGCACGGAACGCCGCCGCCGCCGGCGCGAACGCCGACGCCGCCGAUGAAUAUCGAGGACGAAGACGCGGAAGUGGCACCACGUGGCGAUGACGUGGCAGGCGACGUGGCGCGCGAAGGCGAAGGCGAAGGCGACGACGACGACGACGACGCGUCCGAAUACGACGACGACGACGAGUUCGAGGAUGCGCGGUCGUUCGCGUCCACGUCAUCCGCCACGUCAGCAUCCGCGAGGGCGUUCGCGCGCGAUCGCGCGAAGUUCGCGACGCCCGGGGCCGCGGACUCCCCCGACGUCGUCCACGCGGCGGGAGAGGGCGACGACGCGCUCGGUCCGAGGACGACGACGACGACGAAACCAACGCGAUCGACGACGACGCCGACGCCGUCGCCGCCGCGCGCGGACGACGUCUUCGCGAACUCGUGGUUCAUGCAGACGGUGCUCAAAGACCUCGGGGCGCUGCGGAGCGCGAACCGAGAGACCGCCGCGAGGCUCGCGGCGCUGGAGGAGAACGUCGUGGCGACGAGGGCGGAUAACCAAGCCUUACGCGCGGAGCUCGCGAGGGACCGAUUCUCUGGCGGCGGCGGCGGCUCCGGCGGCGGCGGCGGCGACUUCGGGUCCCCGACGACGACCGGCAGCGGCGGCGUGCGAUUCCUCGGGUCCGAGAGGCGAACAAUUCGCAUGGGAGGGUCCGCAGAUAACGCUCGGGAACGGGACGUUUCGUCGACCGUCGCGGCGGCGACGCCGAGGGCGCUGUUCGAAGACGACGCGUCGCACCGCGCGGAUGACUACCGCGCGGGUCUCGGAUGGCUCGGCCGCGAGCGCGACGACGGCGGCGCGGGCGACGCGUGGACGCCUAUCGGGCUGGGAUUACUGCGAUGGAGCGGCGUCGUCCUCGCCGCAACGAGCGUGGGGGUCGUCAUCGGGAGGGCGAUGUCGAGAAACGCCGAGCGCGACGCGUUCCGGUGGUGA
Molecule: messenger RNA, 1833 nt
Organism: Micromonas pusilla CCMP1545
Lineage: Eukaryota; Viridiplantae; Chlorophyta; Mamiellophyceae; Mamiellales; Mamiellaceae
Exons: 1
Coding region: 1-1833 (610 amino acids)
Source: RefSeq, a predicted model, not a curated record